GCCCCCGAGAGGUUCCCCGGCUUCUGCCUCGGGGCGCCGGGCUCGGGGUCGUUGCUGCCCCUUCUCCAAGUCCUCCGUAGCCCUUGCCCUGGCCAAGGCUGGCGUCCACUCCCCUCUAACCCUGCGUUGCACAAUGCCGGGGCAAAGUCCCCGAGGGUGUGAACCCGGGUGUCCCUGCCCCUGGGCGGGGACGCGCGGCGGCCGUGCGGGCAGCCGAGCCGGCGAGCGUACAGUCAGCGCCAUCCGCGGGCCCCGACCCCGCGAGUACCCCGUAAGCAGCCGCAGGCCCCCGCGCCACUGGGCUCCGCCGCCAGGCCCUCCCGCCGCUCCCCUCACAGGCCCGCGCCGCCGCCGCAGCCAUGGCGGAAGUCCAUAGACGUCAGCAUGCUCGGGUUAAAGGAGAAGCCCCCGCGAAAUCCUCCACACACAGAGAUGAGGAGGAGCUGGGGAUGGCGUCGGCCGAAACGCUGACCGUGUUCCUGAAGCUGCUGGCCGCCGGCUUCUACGGCGUGAGCUCCUUCCUGAUCGUGGUGGUGAACAAGAGCGUGCUCACCAACUACAGAUUUCCCUCUUCGCUAUGUGUUGGACUUGGCCAGAUGGUGGCCACAGUGGCAGUUCUCUGGGUGGGAAAGGCACUCAGAGUAGUCAAGUUUCCUGACCUUGACAGAAAUGUACCUCGAAAGACGUUUCCACUACCUCUACUAUAUUUUGGGAACCAAAUCACGGGACUGUUCAGCACAAAGAAACUGAACUUACCAAUGUUUACAGUUUUAAGAAGGUUCUCCAUCCUGUUUACAAUGUUUGCUGAAGGAGUUUUACUCAAGAAGACUUUUUCUUGGGGUAUUAAGAUGACUGUAUUUGCAAUGAUUAUUGGAGCCUUUGUAGCUGCCAGCUCUGACUUGGCAUUUGAUCUGGAAGGAUAUGUUUUUAUUCUGAUAAACGAUAUACUGACAGCAGCAAAUGGUGCAUACGUAAAACAAAAAUUAGAUUCAAAAGAGCUGGGAAAAUAUGGUCUGCUCUAUUACAACGCACUGUUCAUGAUUCUGCCCACUCUGGCCAUUGCAUAUUUCACAGGAGAAGCACAAAAGGCGAUGGAAUUUGAAGGCUGGGCUGACACCCUCUUUCUUCUGCAGUUCACCCUCUCCUGUGUGAUGGGGUUUAUCUUGAUGUAUGCCACAGUGCUCUGCACUCAGUAUAAUUCUGCCCUUACAACUACAAUAGUUGGCUGUAUUAAGAAUAUAUUAAUAACUUAUAUUGGAAUGGUCUUUGGUGGAGAUUAUAUUUUCACGUGGACAAAUUUCAUUGGCUUAAAUAUCAGUAUUGCUGGGAGCCUGGUGUACUCGUACAUCACUUUCACUGAGGAGCAGCUGAACAAACAGUCAGAGGCCAGUAACAAGCUGGACAUGAAGGGGAAAGGAGCAGUGUAACCAGAGGACUGCUCCAAUUGCGUGUGCCCGUUUCUGAUCAACUCAGAACUCUGGCAGUUCCUACGCAGAUACCGAGAUGAUUAUGGAGAAAAUGCCAUUCCUUUGCACUUGUACAAUCCAAGGAUUGAUUGCUGCCUUUUAAAAUUUUAUGAGAGAAACUUAUAAUUGACUCUAUUUUAAAUAUAUUGUUUGAAUUAAUUUAUAUCAAACUGGAACAUGUACUGGACUUUUUAAUUUAUUUUUCUUCUGUUCUGACAAUGAAACAUCAGUUUUUGAAAAUAUUUUAUUCCAUAGUUCAAUAUCCAGGUGUCCCUGAGAGCUGCAUAUAUAAUGUGCUCCAACUGGAGCCUUAUCAUUCAAAUCAUUGCUGUGUCUGGAGCGGUUUGAUCUUUUGCCAGAAAUGCAGCUGAUCUGAAAUUUCUUUGAAUUUUAUUUCUUAUUGAUUGCAUUAUUUUCACAAAUAUCACAUUUGCCAAAGACAGCAACUUUGGUACUAAAAAAAUACAUGGUGUUUUGGAAUAUAUUGCUUCCUACAUUCACUUUCCUGAGAACUGAUAGGAUGAGUAGAGUGAUUCCUUGAAAAUGUUGUUCCCUCUUUGUUUUGUAGGAUGGGGACAAGGAAGGGAUGGAGGAAAUGGGCAUUGUAUUCAUUUCCUCGUCUCUUUGAUUCAUUCUUCCAACUAAAAUGUAUCGAGUGUAUGUGUCAGGCAUUGUGCUAAGUACUGGACAUCUCUUUGGGGAGGUAAUUGAAAGAUCUUCUUCCUGCCAUAGUGAUGAAGUUAAAGAUGGAGAAUUUAGUUCUCAGUCCAUUCAGAAGACAUUGGGACUAUGAGAAAGUUGUUUCAGCUCUCAGAAACUGCAAAUCUGUAAAUGGGGUUAAAACAACUGCCCUACCUGUCCCACAACAGUGUGAGUCCAGAUGCUGCAAUGUAACAUCAAAGUGAAAAGAUGCAUUUUGUAAACCAGCACAGCUUGGCACUGGCCCCUUCUCUGCAAGGAUGGCAGAUGGGCAAGCUGACCACCACCUCUUUCCUCAUGCCUCCCGCCUCUAGGUUUGGUUGCUCUUUUUAUUUCUCAGAUCAAUAUGACAAGGACCCACAUUUCUGAAUGAUUGAUUUGAGAGGAAAAGCUGGUUGGGAUUUUUGUGUUGUCAAGGUGGACCUUUCUUUGGUAGUGUCAGCAUUCCUCCCUUUUUAAAUGGCAUGAGCAUACCUCUCCUUGGGACACACCCACCUAGAUGCUCUGCCCCACCUUCACUUAAUGAGCUUGCCAGCUUCCCUCAAGUCCAGUACUGCAUCCUGGGACAGUACCUGUGAAAGGGCAUUGCCUGAAUUGCCUCUUGGGGAAGUUAAACACAGUUCCAUGGCUUUGCUCAGAGACAUCCAUUGACUAGAGAUGAGUGUGUUUGCUCAGGCUGGUUGUGCAGUCUGUACCAGAAGCUGGUACUUUUGCCUACUUAUAUACACUAGCUUCUGUUUGAGUUUGGAAACCACUGGGCUCUGUUGACCUCAAACUAUCAGUAUUUUGGUGUCUCAACACGAGACUAAGAAAAUUCUGAUAUUUUUCUUCCUAUUUGAAAAAUUAUAUUGAGUCCAGACUAUAGGCUCACUUUUUUCCAGCAUUAUCUGACCUAAAAAAAUUCCAGUGGGAGAAUGUUGUCUCUUAUUUGUCUCUAUUUUACCAGUUAGAAAAACAAGACCCAGAGAAAAUAGGUGACUUGUUUAUAAAUCAAACUCCAUGUUCUUUCCAUUAAACCAUGCUCCAUUUGUUGAAUUGCCUUUCCAUAAGGAAACAGGGAUACCAAGUGAGUUAGCUUGAACUCUUUUGAAGAGGCAAGUGCUUGAUUGAAUUUGGUGUCAGAGAGAAAUAGACUUUGCAAAUUAGGGAGAGUGACAGGUCACCCUCUCUCAUGGAGUAUUUAUCCAACUUCUAGGCUGAUCUCAGUUGGUAUGUAGUUCAGUUAAUUUAAGAAAGUCAUGUAUAGUUACAGCUCAUGGAAUGCACUAUACCUCAGAGCCCCUGUCUGUGCUGAACUUUCUGACUGACAGAGCAGGUACGGCAGUUCAGAGCUUCUGCCCUGUGUUCUGAUCCUGGGAGGCCUCCUUCAGCUACCACCACCAUUUUAAGAUAAGAGAGAGCAACAUGGGUAAGUUUGAGAUUGAACUUUGAUAUUGAGUGGCUUCGAGAUUGAUUGGCUAGCCACUUUUUGGAGUUUACGGUUUUUGAUUGUUUACAGGCCUGGUAUAAUACAGUGUAGACAUUUGCUUGAUAAUCUGGUAUCUCUUAGUAUGUCUGGAUUUUGCUCCAAGGUUGAUGGGCAAAGAUUCUUUGACCUAUUAGCUUCCUUCUAAGAGGAAAAUAGGCAGUAUAGAGUUAAGUCCUUCAUUUGCCCACCAAGAAAAACUGUGGUAAGAAUUCUGAAAGGAGGUAAUGGCUCCUCUCCUUGAGUUAAUGAAGGUGAAAUUCUCUGGCCAAUCUACUUGUGGUAAAUGUGAGAUAGAUUAGAAUAAUCCUGGUUAGUCAGGCUGCACAUUGCUACUGUGUCACUUAAUUUUAAUUGCUUCAUGUGGCUGUCAACUAUGAGUCAGUCAUUUGUAGCAUCCAACUUGCAUUUUGGUUGAAAAAAAUGCACUGGCAAAUUUUCUGUAAUCCUAUCAUAUCAGAAAUUCGUGAGAGGUUUCAGUCAGUAAAGCUGAGGCAGGUUCUUCACACAAAUAAUGGAAUUUCACAUUUGAUUGACUUGGAAGAGUACCUAGGGCUUUGGGCCUGCCUUUGCUUUCCUUAUCAUGGACUUGUUCAGAGGGUAAAGAUUUGAUGAAUAACUGUUGUAUGUCAAGCGUUUUGCUAAGCUUGGGGGAAUGGAUGAAUAGGACAUGGGUCUUUGCGCUCAAGGAGCAUGUAAUACUUCAGCUGACGGUGGUGGCCUGGACCCAAAUUGAGAGGGAAAGCAGAUAAAAGGAGUCAGUGAUUUGUGAACUAGAGCUGUGUGCACGUUUACCAGGUCACUGAUUCUAGGGUGCCCUUCCUGUAGCAGCUUUUUAAUCUGAGAGGUCUUUUGUAACUCGAAUAAGUCUUCUAGCUUCGAGAUAAGAGACACAACCCUUAGAAUUCUGUGAGUAGCCCGAGUUCCUUGUCAGCUACAAAUAUUCUUGCUUCCCCGUAAGUAUGUAAUACUGGCUCCUCCUAACAAACAAGGCUGUAAUUGAUUUUUCCCUCCCUUUCCCUCCCUGAGGAAAAAACAUUCAUAAUAAGUACGAAUAACUUAGUGCAAUGCCUAGUACCUAUUAGGCACAUAGAAAAUGUGGCUACAGUCCCUAUUUCAUGGUGGAUUGUAGGCAAAAAAAGAUUCUUGUACUCCUUAAAUGAAAAAGACCUGGACAAUGUAUUUCCUGGAAAUCUGACCUUAAUAUGCUUAGAUACCUGUUUCUGUUCACUGUCUUUUCUUUUUUAAAUACCUACUUAAUUUACUUGUGGCCACUGCCUGAUGCAAGUGAUUCUGUUUUUAAAAAGAACAAAGUUACUUUCAUAUUAUGAUGGUAAAUUUCAAAAAAGGAAAGCUGUUUUCUAUCUUAGAGGAAGAUAAUUACAUUUCAUAAUGGUAAUUCAGUUAAAAGUUUCUCAGUUUGUUACUUAACUGUGCAGACCAGACCCUCUUCCUUCCCUUCUCAGAAUGAAUGCCCUCGACUCUGCUGCCUCUGCUUCCAGGCUUGAGCUGUUGGCAUAUGUGCGUCCCUGGCGCCAUUACCUCCGUUUUCUAAACCCGUCUUCCAGUUCUUAGUGUCAGGUUAUCUUUGGUGUUUUGUUGUUGUUAUUGUUUGUGUGUUUUGUUUUAUUAGCUUUGUUUACUUUGAAAAUACUUUUUAAAAAGAAAUCUACUGGUUAGAUUUAUUGUUUCAGAAAAAUGUUUUUAGAAAUUAUUUUGUUCACAAAUAUUUUCUUUAUCUCAUGCUGACGAUCAACUGAUUUUUGUCUACAAAUGUUAGCCUUUCAUAAUAUUUUUCAAUAUAGAUUCUAUUGACUGAUUUAUUUAGUGUUUUUAAAAGGUACUGAGGAUUGCGGUAUGUAAAUCAGGUGACAUAAACAUGAAAAUUAUGUGCCUAAAUAUUUUUGUAAUGGUGUUAAAUAAAUACUUUUUC
Messenger RNA from Sciurus carolinensis (gray squirrel), 5563 nucleotides. RefSeq names its product solute carrier family 35 member D1 (gene Slc35d1). Lineage: Eukaryota; Metazoa; Chordata; Mammalia; Rodentia; Sciuridae. Gene Ontology annotation, molecular function: GDP-fucose transmembrane transporter activity; antiporter activity. The transcript is spliced from 12 exons. Gene Ontology annotation, cellular component: Golgi apparatus. The record is from RefSeq and is a predicted model, not a curated record. The coding region runs from base 360 to 1427 and encodes 355 amino acids.